AUGGACGACACAUCCUGCGUAGUUGCAGAGAUCAUGGAGUGGACGGAAGCGCACCAGAAGUUGUACGCCCGCGAGUCCGAGCCGCUGCAUUGGAUGAACUUGUGGAGCUGCCGCGUCGGCUGCGACGGUGACGAUGAGCUUCUGGAGUACGAGGGGGAGAUGACUCCACCGGGACUCCGGAGCCGCCAGAAGCGUCUGAGCUCGGUCGAUGAACAGCAGGGCGAGAUAUGUUCCAUCAGCUAG
This is a messenger RNA of Symbiodinium necroappetens, 243 nucleotides long. The record is from the annotation of a GenBank genome assembly. Lineage: Eukaryota; Dinophyceae; Suessiales; Symbiodiniaceae.